Salarias fasciatus (jewelled blenny) is the source of this 999-nucleotide messenger RNA. RefSeq names its product NADH:ubiquinone oxidoreductase subunit A8 (gene ndufa8). The coding region runs from base 127 to 645 and encodes 172 amino acids. The transcript is spliced from 4 exons. Gene Ontology annotation, biological process: mitochondrial electron transport, NADH to ubiquinone. Gene Ontology annotation, cellular component: respiratory chain complex I. The record is from RefSeq and is a predicted model, not a curated record. NCBI's taxonomy places the organism in Eukaryota, Metazoa, Chordata, Actinopteri, Blenniiformes, Blenniidae.
GCGUCCCUGCUGUCAGGAGGAGGCGCAUUAAACUGACCUUCUCCGUGGCCUCGUCAGUCGUCCUGGAGCCUGACGAGGACCUUGAAUGUUUUUCUUGAUUAUCUGUGGUUAUUUUGAUUGUUAGCGAUGCCUACGACGCUGGAAGUUCCUUCCCUGCAGGAGCUCAAGGUGGACGAGGUCAAUGUGUCAUCUACAGUGUUGAAAGCUGCUGCUCACCAUUAUGGAGCCCAGUGUGACAAACCAAACAAAGAGUUUAUGCUCUGCCGCUGGGAGGAGAAAGACCCCAGGAAGUGUCUUGAGGAAGGAAGGAAGGUCAAUGAGUGUGCACUGAACUUCUUCAGGCAAAUCAAGGGGAACUGUGCCGAGUCCUUCACAGAGUACUGGACCUGUCUGGAUUAUACGGGCAUGGCGGAGCUGCGUCACUGCCGCAAACAGCAGAAGGCCUUUGACAGCUGUGUCCUGGACAAAUUGGGCUGGGAAAGACCUGACCUGGGAGAUCUGUCGAAGGUCACCAAAGUGGCGACCUCGCGACCUCUGCCAGAGAACCCCUACCAUUCAAGGCCUCGCCCCGAGCCCAACCUCCCCAUAGAGGCCAAACUGGAGCCUUCCAAGCACGGCAGCAGGUUAUUCUUCUGGAACUGGUGAGGCGGGUCCAGAAAGCCGCUCAUCCUCAGAAUCCCUGAGCUCUGUCCAAAAACAGCAAGACUCCCUGAGACCAUCGGGAUCGUUGUAAAUGUGUAAUCACAAGCAGUCGAUGCAGUUUCUGUGCGCCUUCUUCCCCAUAAGGUUUGAGCGUUGGGUUUGGACAGGGCUCAUGUCCUAACGGUCUUUUCACUUUUACCAGUUCAAUAAAGGAAAGAAGGAUGGAUGAUGGUGAGAACAAAAUCCAUGAAUCUGUACAGCUUCCCAGAACACCUCUGUAAAUGUGAUGAAUGAACAGAAACAACAUGCUGUUAUCGUUGUUGUCGAAUAAUAAAGAGAUAAAUUAUAAGGUUUGAA